Messenger RNA from Fusarium mangiferae, 3621 nucleotides. RefSeq lists its product as uncharacterized. The transcript is spliced from 2 exons. Lineage: Eukaryota; Fungi; Ascomycota; Sordariomycetes; Hypocreales; Nectriaceae. The coding region runs from base 1 to 3621 and encodes 1206 amino acids. The record is from RefSeq and is a predicted model, not a curated record.
AUGGGACGUCGACAGGCCCGGCGCAAGGAGCGCCAGGCCGAGCGGGCGCGAUGCGUCCCGAGGCUUGAUUCUCUGAUCAUUGAUCAAGCCAACUUCGACGGCUCAUGGCGACGCACGCAGGCCUUGAUGUCACAUCAGCGACAAGGCCGAAAUGGUGGCUCUGCCGACAUCAUUUGCGGGUGUGAUCCGUCAUCUCGAACCAUUUGGCGAACCUGUGUGUAUUAUUACCUCGCGAUGAACCCAGCCAGGCCACUCGUCCCAACCGACAACCCCGAUGAUCACAAUCGACGGAGCGGCAAAAGCAACAAAAACAAGUCGUCGCAAGCUCCGGAGCAAUCAGAACCUGUCGAAUACGGCCGAGUCUUCUUUUUUAUUCAUCGCUCCAUCCCCAGAGACCAUUGGGAUGUGAGAUAUCAUGAUGCUCCCAAUCAAGAUAUGGCGGCCACGCUUUUUCUUCAGACUCAACAGGGGCAGAUUGCCAUCCACUGUGUCUACAAUGUGAACCAGCCGGCCAAGGACGGUCGACCAAAGAGACAUAUCGAUGUCGAGACCCUCGUUAAGGACACGACGGGCCCUGGUUUUAACAUCGUGGAUGAGAUGAUCGUCAAGGCGAAGAUGGCACUGUUGACCAAGCCGGGAACAGUUACUUGCACUAGAGGUAGUGGCGCUGGCCAUUCCACAGCUUCAUGCAUCGACCUCACCUUCAUCAGCCGCGCUUUGCUUCCCCAAGUCAAGCAUUGGGGAGUCUAUCAAGACAACCCUUGGAAGCCGAGCGAUCACCGCCCCAUAAGGACAGUCCUGGACUUGAGGUGUGACCGAGACGACAGCAGGAUCCUGCUCUGGAACCGUGUCAACAGCAGAGCUUUCCUCGAAGCUGUCGCACUGGGUCUUCGUCAUCUCGAUGACAUGCCACUGGUUUCCCGUCAAGACGCGGAUGACUUUGCAUCGAGACUCAUCCAGAUUAUUUAUGAGUCUAUACAGAAGCAUGUCGACAGCUGCCUUGCAAAUCCCCCUCCGAGACAACAGCUGCUAGAUCCUCGCUUGCGGAACAUCCUUUCGACUGAUUGCCUCUCAACUUCCGCGGGCUCCGACAUUCGACUGGAUGACCACGUCAAACGUAUGCAACGCAAUGCCCAAAAGGCAUAUCGCCAAAGCAUCGGCAGUAAGGCACUCUGGGUGGCGACUUCGAUGGGCAAAGCGCAAUGCCAGCCUCGAAAUGUCAUCAAUAUGCCCGCACUUGUCCAUAACGGAACUACGUUUGCUUCAGAGGAAGAAAAGCAGAACUGUAUCCGCAAUUUCACUUGGACAGAGACGAGCGACUGUGCCCCUCCGGAACUUCCCUUCCCAGACCUGAGCCCUGAUCGGGAGGAGCUCGAAAUGGAUCUGGUCUUGACGGAGCUUUUGAUCAUUGCCAUGAUCCAGAAGCUCCCGUCAAAGAAGGCCUGCGGGGAGGACAAGGUCCCCAACGAGGCCCUCAAGCUGUGUCGCACGUUGGUAGCACCUUACAUCGCUAAGCUUUUCAACGCAUGCAUCAGGCUUGGCUACCACGCGGCAGCCUUCAGGAAAGCCAUCACAGUGAUGUUACCUAAGGCUUCUAAGCCUUCCUAUGACCACCUAAGUAGCUGGCGACCUAUAGCACUCUUAUCGUGUCUUGGCAAGCUAUUUGAGCGGUUUCUUGCCCAACGCCUGAAGAAGCUUGCAUUGGAUCACAAGCUUCUUCCCGAGACUCAGUACGGUGCCCCAGGCAGAUCAACAACAGAUGCUCUCAAGGCCAUGUUAGGUGUCAUUCGGAAGGCCUGGGUCUGGAAACCUAAAGGCCACAUAUCUCAAUUGUACGUCUCAAUGGUUGCACUUGAUGUAUCUGGAGCCUACAAUUGUGUAGAUCGCAUCUUACUUCUCCAGACUCUUGCCGACCGCGGCGUCGCUACAUGGUUCCUCCGCGUUAUUCACUCGUUUCUUUCCGACCGCUCCAUCGUUCUCAAACUGCCCCAGAGCGUUUCAGACCCUUUCUUCGUCAACAUUGGAAUCCCCCAAGGAUCCCCGCUGUCCCCCCUACUCUUCUUAUUCUACACGGCACCGUUGCUUAUAAUGCUUGCCGAAGAAAUCAAGAAGCUGGAUCGGCCAUAUGUUGAGGUUCAUGUCUUUGCCUAUGUGGACGACACUUAUAUCAUGGCUGUGUCUCCCUCCUACGAGGAGAACUGUUCUAUCUUGAAGGUGUUCCACGAUCUAAUCAUGAAGUGGGCCAAAGACGCUCAUCUCUCCUUCUCUCCGGAGAAGUCACAGGUGAUGCACUUUCGACCUGGCGUGAGUGACGCCAAACAGAAGAGUGACCAACGGAAACGCGAGGCCCUCGGGUUGACCGGCCCGCCAAAGGUUGAACCCCCAUGUACGCUACUGCCCGACAUCGACGAGCUCAGGAACAACCCAAAAUGUCUUCAACCGGACAAGUUUUUGGUUCUUGGGCUUAUGUUGGAUCCCACGCUGUCUUUUGAACACCACUUGACACUUAUCGAGGAAAAGGUUGAGACAGCAUUGAUGUAUCAAAGACGGAUAUCUGGGGCCAACUGGGGGAUGACGCUCGAGAAGACUAGGCAGUAUUACAUCUGCAAGAUUCGGCCUGUUAUUUCCUAUGCUUGCGCAGCAUGGUUUGUCUGGCGUCCAUACAGACCAGAUCUGCCGGGUCUGCACCGCUCGUUGCCACCUGGCCAGAUAGCACGACUCCAGAAGCCGCGGUACAAGUGCAUCAAGCUGUUGUCCGGUGCAAUACGUGGCACCGCACGAGUUGUCCUGGAGAAGGAGUGUUACAUUGACAGCAUCGAAAUCUUCCUCUACCGCAUGUCAAGGUCUUGUCGCGCCAAGUCUUUGAAGGUGCGCCCUCACGACUUCUGGUUCAACAAGGUACCCCAACACGACGAGGAUGGAAGAUCUCAUGAGAAGUUUCAUGACUACAACGAAAGCGCCUUCGAUGUCCUCCAGCGCAACGCGCGAGUGCUAGUCAAAGAAGCUGGAGAACGAUUUCAAGAUACUUGGAAGUGUCCGCCGAAAACAACAGUUCUUGAAGCUUGGAGAAACCCGGCAAACCGCAACAGGGCAAUCCGACAACAGGCGAUUCGGCAGGCGACCGAGGCAAGUAAAGUGAUAUGGGAAGCCCACCGCAGGGAACGAAAAGAUACGAAGACCACUACGUAUCAGCCUCCCGCAUUCGAAGAGGAAUGGGGCGGAGAGAGUUUAGCUUACUACCGAGGUAUGACGCGACCCGAGUCUACACUUGGCAUGCAACUGCGGACUGAGUGCGUUGGACUCAACUGGUACUUGAACAAGUGCCACGUGUUCAGGGAGGUCAAGUCUCCUGGUUCCGAUACGGUCGUCAGGGUCCGAGUUGAAGCUACUUGUACCUGCGGGCACCCCAACCAGACGGUUUAUCACAUGUUCAUGGAGUGUCCUAAUCUCCAUGAUGCCAGGUUACUGUUGAUUCGGAAGGUCAAGCAUUUUGGAUGGGAGACGCUUCUGACAACUAACCUGAAGGUUGCUGUUCACUGGGCCAUGAUGUAUUUCGGGCUUGAACAGUUUUCAUUAGCUCGGCUAGACUCUAUGUUCUAUGUCGACUCCGGGAGCUCUUAA